AUGAGCGACUUGGACCAAGCGAUCGCGCAACUACGCGCAUGCCGUCCUAUACCUGAGGGUCAGGUGCGGGAGCUGUGCUACAAGGCGAGGGAGCUGUUGAUUGAGGAGGGCAAUGUGGUGGGCGUCGAUGCGCCGGUGACGAUAUGCGGAGAUAUCCAUGGUCAGUUCCACGACCUGAUGGAGCUCUUUCGGGUGGGUGGCGAUGUGCCGGACACGAACUACCUAUUCAUGGGCGACUUCGUCGACAGGGGGUUUUACUCUCUCGAGUCAUUUCUACUCCUUCUAUGUCUAAAAGUACGGUAUCCAGACCGAAUCACGCUCAUCCGCGGAAACCACGAGUCUCGGCAGAUCACAACCGUGUAUGGCUUCUACGACGAGUGCUUGAGGAAAUAUGGCAGUGCAAACGUGUGGAGAUACUGCUGCGAGGUUUUCGACUACCUCGCGUUAGGUGCACUGGUCACGGGAGCCGCAACCAAUCUUGAGCCCACAGGCAAUUCUCAUGCAGACCCAAACACACAAAGCAGCCAAGGAGAAGACCAGGAUAUCGAGAUCGAGAUCCUCAACUCCAACAACGAGGUUAUCAACCGGUAUCCGCGGAAUCCCGGCGGCGACUCUCCUGGACCACUUGGGCCUUCGAGCUCUCCAGUUGCCGACACGUCUGGUAGGACCGGUCCUGCUGGAACCGGUGCUUCAGGGUCCAGUUCCGGUUCAACAGGAAACCCUGGUGGAGCAGUACUUUGCGUGCACGGUGGCUUGUCUCCCUUGAUUGACACGAUCGACAAGAUUCGUCUACUUGAUCGCAAGCAGGAAGUCCCACAUGAAGGAGCCAUGUGCGACCUGCUAUGGUCGGACCCUGAUGAGAUCGAUGGCUGGGGCCUGUCUCCCCGUGGCGCCGGGUUCCUCUUCGGCGCCGACAUCGUCAAAUGCUUCAACCACAAGAACGAUUUGUCGCUCAUUGCACGUGCCCAUCAACUUGUAAUGGAAGGGUUCAAGGAAAUGUUUGACAAUUCGAUUGUAACGGUGUGGAGUGCGCCAAACUACUGCUACCGCUGCGGCAAUGUUGCAGCUAUCCUGGAGCUCGGCGAAGACGGGAGCAACGGCGGCUACGUUCCUCGCGGCAACGGCGACUCGAACCGGAGUAGAGGCUUGAGCGACAGGAACCGAGACGGGCCAGGGCGACGUUACAGAGUCUUUGAGGCUGCACCACAGGACUCGCGUGGCAUGCCUGCGAAAAAGCCGGUUGCGGAUUAUUUCUUGUAG
Molecule: messenger RNA, 1260 nt
Organism: Diplodia corticola
Lineage: Eukaryota; Fungi; Ascomycota; Dothideomycetes; Botryosphaeriales; Botryosphaeriaceae
Product: serine threonine protein
Exons: 5
Coding region: 1-1260 (419 amino acids)
Biological process (GO): peptidyl-serine dephosphorylation; double-strand break repair via homologous recombination
Cellular component (GO): nucleus; cytoplasm
Molecular function (GO): protein serine/threonine phosphatase activity
Source: RefSeq, a predicted model, not a curated record